AUGGACUUCAGCGACAUCUUCCGCAUCGUGAACCUCGCGGUCGGUGUGUUUAUGGUCCUGGGAGGCAUUGGACAGUUCUUCCCGACCAUUGGAGUACAAAAUGUCAUCGUGGGAGUCUACGUGAUAAUAUUCGGUCUCGAAUUCCAGAUCCCCCCUCAAGUCGCCCGCUACGCCUCCUUCAUGUUCUCCUUCAUCGGCCGCGGCGUCUUCUACCUCUUCGUCGGCUGCAUCGUCAUGGGCGACCACUGGUGGAAGUACGCGUGCGGCUCGCUCAUCGGGCUCACGGGCGUCGCGUACGUGGCGCUGGAGUUUGUGCCGAGCAUUGAGCCGCCGGCGAAUAUGCGGGAUGCGGAUGCUGGGUGGGGGGCUGAGCAGGUGUAG
Molecule: messenger RNA, 381 nt
Organism: Saxophila tyrrhenica
Lineage: Eukaryota; Fungi; Ascomycota; Dothideomycetes; Mycosphaerellales; Extremaceae
Exons: 4
Coding region: 1-381 (126 amino acids)
Biological process (GO): vesicle-mediated transport
Cellular component (GO): Golgi membrane
Source: RefSeq, a predicted model, not a curated record